Diprion similis is the source of this 1450-nucleotide messenger RNA. RefSeq lists its product as uncharacterized. The transcript is spliced from 2 exons. The record is from RefSeq and is a predicted model, not a curated record. The coding region runs from base 67 to 1386 and encodes 439 amino acids. NCBI's taxonomy places the organism in Eukaryota, Metazoa, Arthropoda, Insecta, Hymenoptera, Diprionidae.
CUGUUCGCGAAUGCGUUAAGAAAGUUGAAAAUAUUAUCGUGGUGAAGAAAGAAGCCGGAAGUAAUAAUGUCCGUUUUGAAGAUGCAGACGCCUCCGAAGGCCAGUGCAGGUUUUGGUACCAGAACGAAGAACGAGACGCCGGAUAUGAAGGAACAGUAUCUAUUCCUGCUUGAAUUUUUCGUGCACAGUAUCUCCGGCGAGAGAUUGGCAAAACUGAAUCAAAUGUUCUUCGUACCGACGAGUGUUUGCUUCAGAUUCUUAACCUUCAACGACGACAGUAUAGAGGUUACACCGGUGGAUCCGAUGUUCGAACCGCAAGCCGGUAUCGCAGAUGAAAUAGAAUACUUCUACUCCGGAAGAUCGGUUAUGUUUGCGAUAGCAGAAGACGUCGUGAUAAACAAGAUAUCGGAGUUCAACGUAGCUCUGAUAGUCCAGAAAAAGAUGCCGGAUAACAUAAAGCCGAACGUUUUAGUCGGCGUGAGCUUUAUCGACUUGAGCAAGCAGUUCGCCGAGCUGAAAUGCGACCUCCAGUGUUGUUCGGACAACCAAAUACCACCACCCCAAUCAUGCGAGGGUGAAUAUCCGCUGCUCUUCAACGGUGAUAUGGUCGGUGAAAUAAGCGUCUACACUCGGCUCUCCGCCUUCGGCCAGACGAUAGUGACGGAAUUCGACGCCCCUCCGGACGGGGCCCAGAAACAGUCGACCUUUCUCUUCAGAGGGGAUGAAAUCGAGGACAAAACACUCGCCUACAAGUGCCGUAUGAUAAACUCAAGCAGCGUUGACAUCUGCCAGGAGUCCACCGAGGAUUUGGGACAGUGUCCGAUAUGCGAACCGGCCCAUUUUUCUUGCCUCCCUUGCGGCCUCAGCUUUGGGGCUGUCGCUCGACCCGCGUCUCCGGCUCUGACCGAGAUCAAGUCCCCGAUUCAGACUUCGGCUUCCUACCCCUCUCCGACCAUCGGUUGCGGCCCGAUCCAGUCGAGUCGUGGAGGUCCUUGCGGCAAGGCGGUCGUCCUGAAGGUUUCGGGACUCCUUGACGCCGGGGAUGGCAGCAAGCAGCCGACGGUCACCGUCGUUCCCGAGUCCGAGGCUACGGGGCCGAACAAUCCUCCGGAUUCUGAGCACGAUGUUUUUAUCCUGAGGAUCGGUAAGAAGGGACUUGUUGCCGAGGGUGAAAAGUCCGAUUUACAACUCGAGAUGCGGACGCCGAAAGGACCCGAACGACGUCCCCCGAUCAGGCACGUUCCUGUUCCGAAACCAAAAACUCCACCCCUGCCGAAAUUAGUUAGGGUGGAACCCCCAGAAGACCCUCCUGUGGCCGCAGAGAAGAAGGGCGCUAAGAAAAAAGGAAAAGGAAAAGGAAAAAAGAAAUUAAUUGAUCAGUUUUGACACUUCUUUGACCGUAUAUGUAGACAUGAUGAUGACAAGUUAUAUUCUCAAUAAAACCAUCACC